GUCCAACAGUCUCGACUCUCAGCGGGCCGGGCCGGGUCGCAGCCACGCGCCGGUGGGGGACGCGGCGGGGACAGCGGUCUCCUCCACGGUUCAGAGGGGCUCCUCGAAAAUGGCUUCGGGGCAUGCGCCACCGCAGCCGUUAAAGAGACGCAAAACCGACGCCUAGCAGCCCGGAGCCCGGAGGCACAGGGCUGGGCAUCUGCCCGCGAGCGACGCCUUGGACCACAGGCCAAGACUGCGGCGGGAAGGGCGGCGGCGCAGGUGUGGGCGCUUCAGGGCAACAGUAGCAACAGUAUGGAUCAUUGUGAAGUUCUCAGCAAGAAAGUGAUUGAGUUCAAACCACCAGUGUAUGAACAGAGAUACUACUUUGUUAAAAACUUAGUGAAUCAACAUGGACACAAGAAGAUUGCAGACUUGGGCUUCGGGGACGCCACACUUCUAUGGAUGCUGAAAUACCACCGCUGCGUUCAGUAUCUUGUUGGAGUAGAUAUUGCUGCCAAACCCUUUGAAUGGGGAGGGGGUAGGUUGUCUCCAGGAGUGGGGAGUUACAUCAUUCCUCGGGAACUAGAUUUGACUAUAACCUUGUACCGUGGUUCUGCUGUACAAAGAGACUCCCGUUUGUGUGGAUUUGACUUGAUAACAUGUAUUGAAUUGAUAGAACACUUAGAUUCUGAAGAUCUGGCCAAGUUUCCUGAGGUCGUGUUUGGAUACUUUUCUCCGGGUAUGGUUGUCAUCAGCACACCAAACUCUGAAUUCAAUCCCCUGUUUCCAGCAUCAACCUUUAGAGAUCCAGAUCACAGAUUUGAGUGGAACAGAAAGCAGUUUCAGAUGUGGGCUUUGGAUGUGGCAAAGCUCUACAAUUACUCUGUAGAGUUUUCUGGUGUGGGGGAUCCACCAGCAGGAGCUGAGCAUGUUGGAUACUGUACCCAAAUUGGGGUCUUCCAGAAAAACAGCACAAAGCCAACUGAAUUGAGCAUUUCAGAGCCAGAGGAACACGUUUAUGAAGUUGUGAGUUUUCUUUGGGAGGUUUAUACCACCUCAUACCCGAGUUUACAGCAAAGCAAAUACUUCAGGUUUACUCUGAGUAUUGAGGCGGUGAAAGCCAUCGACUUGAUGAAAAGCCGGUUUCUCCGGGGUCCAAGGAGAAAGGAGGGCGACCGGGUGGUACCGCUCGGCAGCUGCACCCCGCAGCACGGGUUAACAGAAGCUCAAAGGGCCGAAAUAGAGCAGUCCCCCAAGCCGUACAGUGUGGGAGAGAAGUUCUACGUGCCGCUGGAAAGACUCCUCGCUUACCCGAAGGUGAACCGCUUGGUGGCGGGCAGCACGGAGAAGCUGCGCAUGGUGCUCGCGGAGGGGCUGCGGCUGAACGGAGAUCAGACCGCGGUGCAGGUGGAGUUGGUUGACUACCGCACACAGCGCCUCUUCGAUGAGCAUUUAGUCAGCCCUGCGCUGGAGUCCUAAGUGAGGCAGCCUAGUCUGCAAUUUUCUCUAACCGUGUGUUUUUUCAUAGGCUUUUUGUAGGGCGGUGGGGGGCCCAUAAUGUGCUUGUUCAUGUUUGUUAGACCCAUGUUGAAUAGGACUUUAAAAAAAAAAAUUUUAAACAAAUUGGAUUAUCAAAUAAAACCUUUCCCCAGGGAAUAAGUAGUUUUAAAUUCAUAGGAUUCUGUAUACUUCCUUUGGGCUAAAUUCUAACCUGUAGUAUACUACUUGCCUAAAACAUCAUACAGGAAGUGUUUGAAGAGCAGCCUCCUCCCUGGUAGUUUACUGCGUAGAACCAGGGUGGUCAGAGCAGUGGAGAGUUAGAGCUUCACAUUGGGGGGAAAACUGGUUUAAAUCACAGACCUGAGUAUAGAGGUUAGCUGACCAGGCUCUGCCACCAAAAGGACCUAUUCAUCUGCCUUCCUGUUGUGACUAUCUCAGGGAGGACUUUUUGUUACAACUUGAAUAUUCCAAGUCCUAUUCCAAAGAGAGAGCAAAGAAAGAGACCGGCCAUGAGCUGGCUUUCUGGUAAGGCUGGUUCUAUACCACUCUUCUGCUCCUUGUCUGAGCAGAUAGAAGGAUCACCUUACCACUCAGGAAAGCUGGGAGCUGUAGUUUCUUAUUCUGGGUUGGUAUGUGCUCUCAGUUCAUGUCUUCUAUUCUCUGGGAAGGAACCCGGAGCAAAGGACCUUUGGCCACUUGCCAGUCUGCCACGAGUGGCAUAUCCUCAUUAACCAGGGGCCAGCUGGUGGUGGAGUGUGGGUGCCUAGGAAAGGCCUCCUGAGGCCAUAGUUCUCAGCUUGAUUCUUUGAAGUGUUGAUAAGUAGAAAGUGGAUUUGAGGGGGAAGGGCAGGGAAAGAAGGGACUUAAGAAUAGAAUCUGAUCACAAAACCGCUUGUUAAUCAGCUCUUCAUAGUCCCUGCACCCCCCACCUUUCUAGACUUAUUUUUCCCUCUUGAAUACAUAGGACCUGAGGACGCACUCUUGGUAUACUCCGCGCCCCCUCCCCUAACAAAAGGCCCUGUCGGUCUGUCUAGGCCUCUGCAUGACUUCUACCACAUAUGGCUUCCUUUCCAUAUGUUAGAACCUAGGUUUCAAGCUUAGGCCAGCACU
Messenger RNA from Mustela erminea (ermine), 2592 nucleotides. It is a transcript of the gene HENMT1, whose product is annotated as HEN methyltransferase 1. NCBI's taxonomy places the organism in Eukaryota, Metazoa, Chordata, Mammalia, Carnivora, Mustelidae. Gene Ontology annotation, molecular function: RNA methyltransferase activity; O-methyltransferase activity. Gene Ontology annotation, cellular component: cytoplasm; nucleus. Bases 295 to 1461 code for a protein of 388 amino acids. The record is from RefSeq and is a predicted model, not a curated record. The transcript is spliced from 7 exons. Gene Ontology annotation, biological process: piRNA processing; siRNA processing; RNA methylation.